Molecule: messenger RNA, 501 nt
Organism: Acanthamoeba castellanii str. Neff
Lineage: Eukaryota; Discosea; Longamoebia; Acanthamoebidae
Exons: 3
Coding region: 1-501 (166 amino acids)
Molecular function (GO): violaxanthin de-epoxidase activity
Source: RefSeq, a predicted model, not a curated record
AUGCACGCUGCCUUCGCCUUCGUUCUCCUUCUCGCGUGUUCGCUCUUUGUCGCCGCGCAGUCCCAACACAACGACAUUGCGAAGUGCAUCAUCGCCAAGUGCCCGGCUCAGGUGAUGGCCUGCUAUGAGGACCCCGUCUGCCUCUCCGCCAUCGCGUGCGUCCAGGCGUGUGGUCCGUCCGACGUGGCGUGCGCCACUGGCUGCACGCAGGCCGCCGGCGACCCGACCUUCGGCGCCCUGGCCCAGUGCGCCAGCCAGUGCCUCUACUCCGCCACCACCGAUGUGUUCGACCUCAUCGCGCCCGUCGACGCGCCCUUCGGCAAGUGCUCGUGGCUCAAGAAGGCCGCCUGUGCCGUCGGCAUCGCCGGCGCCGUGGCCGCGUGCGGCGGCCCCGAGGACAUUCCCUGCAUUCUCGCCGCUCUCAAGGCUCUCGAGGGCUGCGCCACCUGCUUCUGCGAGGACCACUGCCACGGUCCCUGCAAGGCUCUCCACCUCUGCUGA